Molecule: messenger RNA, 1470 nt
Organism: Candida dubliniensis CD36
Lineage: Eukaryota; Fungi; Ascomycota; Pichiomycetes; Serinales; Debaryomycetaceae
Exons: 1
Coding region: 1-1470 (489 amino acids)
Biological process (GO): microtubule organizing center organization; vesicle transport along microtubule; establishment of mitotic spindle orientation
Cellular component (GO): microtubule associated complex; kinetochore; nuclear envelope
Molecular function (GO): dynein complex binding; microtubule plus-end binding
Source: RefSeq, a predicted model, not a curated record
AUGGAAAAAUUGCUGAUAUUGACGGAACGACAGCAAACUGAAUUAAACUAUGCUAUAAUACAGUAUUUACAGCCAUUGUGUCAACAAGACAAUCAUGCUUUACUCGACCAACUUUCCAAAAUACUUAAUAUAGACCAAUGGACACAGGAGUCUAAUAAUGUUGAAAAAGUAGAUAAUUACUUGGAGAAAAGAUGGUCGACGGUUUUACGGCUUCAAAAGAAGAUCAUCGAUCUUGAAAAUGAAAUUAGUAAUUUGAAUAACAUUAUUAAUUCUUCUAAUUCCGAUAAUAAUGGUAUUGUUUUAAGUAAGGACAAAAUUAACUGGAUACCUAAGGGUACAGCUAAGCAAAGCUAUCAAUGUGAAAAUAUUGUAACGACUGUGAAGUUACAUCCAAAUUUACCCUUGGUGCUCAAUGGGUGCAACGAUGGAAAUCUAUAUAUAUGGAAUAUUUCCAAUGACGACAAUACGAUACCAGAAAAAAUGAUUAAAGCACAUACAAGAGCAAUCAACAAGAUAUGUUUUACCUAUAAAAAGCCAUACUAUUUGGCUACUUGUUCCUCCGAUUUAACUAUCAAAAUUUGGGAUGAGAAGUUUAAUCAUAUUCGUACGUUGAAUGGGCAUGAGCACACAGUUUCAUCAAUACAAUUUUCUCCAAUUGAUAAUAGCAUUUUGUAUUCUGUAUCACGAGACAAGAAUAUUCGAGUUUGGGAUAUUUUUCAAGGCAUAAGUUUAAAGAGUUUUGUGGGCCACAGUGAAUGGUGUCGAGAUUUAGAUAUUGUACUGCUGGAUAAUAACGGGGAUUUUGUGUUAACUUGUUCAAAUGACCAGCUGGCGAGAUUGUCUCAUGCAAGUAGUGGAGCAGGUUUAGCAAUGAUUGUUGGUCAUGGCCAUGUUGUGGAAACAGUCAAAUUUCUACCUGCAUUGCAAGCCAACAAAAUACUCGAUGAGUACAUAACUAAAAAUAUUGAGCAGUUUCCUACAAUACCUUUGGAACUACUAAAAGACAAGACAUAUAACCAGUUGGGCUUCAAAUACUGUAUAACUGCCAGUAGAGAUAACACGAUCAAGUUAUGGUUAAUUCCGCCUCCAAAAAUUGCACCCCAUAGACCACCACUUCCUUCAAAGUACAACAACUCUCAAAGUUGGAUGAUUGCCGAGCUCAGGGGUCAUCUGUCCUGGGUCAAAUGUUUAUGCGUGCAUCCAAAUGGGAGGUUUAUUAUUAGUGGUAGUGAUGAUAAGACAAUCAAGUUUUGGGAUUUGUCUAGCUUGUUGGAAACGGGGUCAGUAAAUGUGGUUAAAACUAUUAUAGGUCACGAUGGAUUCAUAAACGACAUUGAUUUUGCUCGGUUGAAGGAGGCAAGUGAUCUGACUCCAACUAGUCAGGAAGAUUUGUUGAAAGAAGUUGAAAAACGAAUGAGGUGUCUAUUUAUUAGCGGAAGUGCCGAUAAUUCAAUCAAACUAUGGAACUAA